Molecule: messenger RNA, 987 nt
Organism: Cladophialophora carrionii CBS 160.54
Lineage: Eukaryota; Fungi; Ascomycota; Eurotiomycetes; Chaetothyriales; Herpotrichiellaceae
Exons: 1
Coding region: 1-987 (328 amino acids)
Source: RefSeq, a predicted model, not a curated record
AUGUUGAUUUUCAAUCUUCCUAAGGAGGUGCUGGCACAAAUUGUGCGGUACGCCAACUUCAAUGGAGACCUCCCUGGUCUCAGAUUGGUUCAUCCGAGGCUUCUCGGGGUACUUGGGUACCAAUAUCGGCUGUUGCUUGAAGAUACGUUGCUCAGAUAUGGUAUCAGUUCUCGGACGCUGAGCCUCUAUCGAUCACAGCACGUGGGAAGACCGUUCCCUCACAGCGAUCUCGAUCCCGUCAUGUUAGAUGUCCUGGCGUUGGAUCGAUUCCUGCGGGAGACGGGCAGUCUGGCAGUGGACGCUGAACAGGCUCUUCGCCCGCUGCACAAUGUGUUGGUUGAGCACCAGCCGAGCAGUCGAGAGCCCUUCAUGCUAUUCGCGGCCUUCACUCGAGUUCUGAACUCAUCAACAACGGUUUCCCACACGACAGCCUUCGACUUGCUUGCUCCAUCUCCCAAUGGGGCCCAGACUUACUCCAAGAGAUACUCGGACAGUUUUCUGCGUUUCCUGAAACAGGAGUUGACUUUAGUCGAGCUGGAAGCUAUCAUUGGUGCGAUUAGCGUCUGCGCGAUGAAACUCUGGAGCACCGUCUUCGUCUUCAGACCCAAAGAUUCCACAGUCACCGGUUUCGGCAGUCUCAGCGGGGCCUCCUUCAAUACAGAUCAGGCGAUCUUGACGGAGCAUAUAAUCUGGAAGGGGCCCCUUUGGGCAGCGCGAGUACUGGAACUAUACGGACCAGCAGAGACAGGGGCAACGUCAACUACUCAGGUGGACGCUGUCGUGGGCAACAAUCUCAUCAAGGACGCAGUCUGGAGAGGGACACGCGAGGAAGGAGCUCGACUGGCCGCCAAUGGACUUGCGCGGCUGCUGUGGAAAGAGAGACAGGAGAGGAUAGAGGCAAAGGCCAGUUCAACUGCAGAGAAGAUCAGCAUUACCGACAUGAGGGUGAAUCCAUCGGUGUGGCGAGGCUCUUCGGGCGACAUGUAG